Didymodactylos carnosus is the source of this 411-nucleotide messenger RNA. NCBI's taxonomy places the organism in Eukaryota, Metazoa, Rotifera, Eurotatoria, Philodinida, Philodinidae. The record is from the annotation of a GenBank genome assembly.
AUGGAAACUACCUGCUUUUUCCUCGCAACGGUUGAAGCCAGGAGACCGCGAUAUUUGGAUCGGGCAUGUCGAGAAACACUGUUCACCAAGUUUCGUCUUAAAGGCAGACAAAAAGGAAGGGGUGCGGGCGGAGGGGGAUUAAAAUUAACACAAAAUGUGGCACGUGAGUAUCAUACUGCAACCCUCCUCAAUUCGGGCAAAGUUCUUGCCAAUGGUGGUUACGGACCGUCCGGUUAUCUUGUUAGUUGUGAAAUAUAUGAUCCAUCAUCGGGCAAAUGGAACACUACUGGAAGCAUGGCAAUGGCACGUGACUAUCAUACUGCAACCCUGCUCAGUUCGGGCAAAGUUCUUGUCACUGGUGGUGGAGGAUCGUCCCGCCAGUUUGCGAGUUGUGAAAUAUACUAUCCUUGA